Molecule: messenger RNA, 1473 nt
Organism: Diprion similis
Lineage: Eukaryota; Metazoa; Arthropoda; Insecta; Hymenoptera; Diprionidae
Gene: Nubp2
Product: cytosolic Fe-S cluster assembly factor NUBP2 homolog
Exons: 5
Coding region: 167-949 (260 amino acids)
Biological process (GO): iron-sulfur cluster assembly
Cellular component (GO): cytosol
Molecular function (GO): ATP binding; ATP-dependent FeS chaperone activity; 4 iron, 4 sulfur cluster binding
Source: RefSeq, a predicted model, not a curated record
UCAACACACACAACGUAGUACGCAGUAGCGUACGGUCGUACUCCCACCAAUCGGAAGAAGUAAGGUCUAGCAGGUGAUUUCACAGUUGUUCGAUUUGAAGUGGAUUUGAAGACGUCAAUGGUUAGGAAACAGAUGAUAGUCGCCGCGGUGUAAACAGCGUUCGAUAAUGUUAGAAGGAGUGAAACACGUUGUUUUAGUCUUAUCCGGCAAAGGGGGUGUCGGAAAAUCUACGGUCAGCACUCAGUUGGCGUUGACACUGAAGGAGGCGGGCUUCAAGGUCGGUUUACUGGACGUUGACUUAUGCGGCCCUAGCAUCCCUUACUUGUUGAAUUUGGAGGGAAAGGAUGUCCAUCAAUCGACCAAGGGAUGGGUUCCAGUUUACGCAGAUGAGGAACAAAAGUUGGCAGUUAUGUCCAUAGGGUUUCUUCUAAAAAAUCGAAACGAUGGGGUUGUUUGGCGGGGACCUAAAAAAACUGGCAUGAUCAAGCAAUUUUUGACAGAUGUCGUAUGGGAGGAUAUAGAUUAUCUGAUUAUCGACACACCGCCGGGAACAUCGGACGAACACAUCACAGUCAUGGAAAACUUAAGAUCUGUCAAAUGCGACGGGGCUGUUAUAGUAACCACACCGCAGGCUGUAUCUGUAGAUGACGUCCUUCGUGAAGUUACAUUCUGCCGAAAGACCGGCAUCCCAAUUAUUGGAAUUGUAGAAAACAUGAGUGGCUUUGUGUGCCCAACUUGUUCAGAGUGCACAAAUAUAUUUUCGUCGGGUGGUGGACAAGCCCUAGCAGAAAUGGUCAAGGUUCCAUUUUUAGGUAGAAUCCCAAUCGAUCCGGCAGUUGGUAAGCUGGCAGAUAAGGGCCAAAGUAUUUUGGUAACACUCCCUGAUAGUGAGCUUGCUCGAAUUUUUCGAAGAUUAAUUGAGCAGAUCACAAGGAGUAAAGAAGCUUAAAGUCUUAUUGAAUCAAAUUAUAUUUGGUGUUUUCAAAAUGAAUUCGCAGCUGCCCAUACUCGUGAUUCUGAGAAAGUUAUCGCUACGCAGGGCUGUUCAACAUUCAUUUUUUUUACUCAGCAAAUUUUUUUGUACAUGCUUUAUUCUUGUCAGAUGCAAUGCAUAAAAAUACAUGUUGACCUUUACAAGGAUGAUGAAUGAAUGCAUUGGCGAGCUCUCAUCAAGUACUGCAAUAUACUUUAAUGAUGUAAAUAUUUGAUAAAUGUGCCUUUGAAAGUUGUGUGAUUUAGUUUAUCCCUCAAAUAUCGCGAUUGCAUUGGUUCAAUCGUUACCUAUAAUUGGGUUGUCGAAGGUCAUAGAUUUCCACAGAGAAUUUCAGCACAAAGUUAUGCGUACUUGUACCAUGGAACGACUUACAAUAUAGGUGCACAUAAUAUGUUCGUAGGAAGGAGAUAAUAUACAGAGAAAAUGCAUUUGUAUUGAAGUGUUUUGGUGAAGAAUAAAUACAAUACGUAUUUCUAUUA